Gongylonema pulchrum is the source of this 807-nucleotide messenger RNA. The record is from the annotation of a GenBank genome assembly. NCBI's taxonomy places the organism in Eukaryota, Metazoa, Nematoda, Chromadorea, Rhabditida, Gongylonematidae.
AUGAUUAUGAUGAUUAUGAUCGCGAUUGUGAUUGUGCUUAUGAUCAUGAUUAUGAUUACGACUAUGAUGAUUACGAUUACGAUGAUUAUGAUUAUGAUGAUUAUGAAUAUGAUUGUGAUGAACAUGAUUACGAUUAUGAUGAUUAUGAUUAUGAUGAUGAUUAUGAUGAUGGUGAUGAUGAUGAUGAUUGUGAUUACGAUGAUCAUGAUUAUGACUGUGAUUGAUUAUGGUUAUGAUUAUGACGAUUAUGGUCAUGACUAUGAUUGUGAUUAUGAUCAUGAUGAUUAUGAUUAUGAUGAUGAAGAUGGCGAUUACGAUGAUUAUGAUUAUGAUGACUACGAUUAUGACGACUAUGAUUAUGAUGAUUACGAUCAUGAUGAUUAUGAUUAUGACGAUUAUGACUAUGAUUAUGACGAUUAUGAUUCUGAUGAUUACGAUAAUGACGAUUAUGAAUAUGAUGGUUGUGAUGAUCACGAUUAUGAUUAUGAUGAUUAUGAUCAUGAUUAUGAUGAUUGUGAUUAUGAUGAUUAUGAUGAUGAUUAUGGUUAUGAUUGUGACUAUGAUCAUGAUUAUGAUUACGAUUAUGAUGAUUAUGAUCGCGAUUGUGACUAUGGUGAUUAUGAUUAUGAUGAGGAUUAUGAUGAUUAUGAUUACGAUGAUUAUGAUUAUGAUGAUUAUGAUUAUGACUAUGGUUAUGAUGAUUAUGAUUAUGAUGAUUAUGACUAUGAUGAUUACGAUUAUGAUUAUUAUGAUGAUGAUUACGAUUACGAUCAUGAUGAUUAUGAUGAUUACGAUGAUGAUGGAUGA